AUGAGCUCCCUUCUCAAUACUGCGCUGGCUGCUGUCACAACCAAUGGCAAAGACGGCUUUCUUUAUUAUCAGAACGGUCAGGAUAUUCUUGAAGCUCACUCCGAGUCAGGCACAAGCUGGACAGCGAAGGCUUCGACGGUUACUAGCAACGCUGCCUCCGGUGGCUCAGCCCUGACUGCAUACUAUGUUGAACACGAUGCGGAUUUCCAAAACAAGUCGACGAUCCAUGUCGUUUAUCUUGACCGCAGCGCUAAAGUUGCUGACAGAGUCAAGGUCCUUUCUGAGGGGACCUGGAAAGAUGGGAAAGUGGAUGGAAUUUCGACAGACCCUGCGUCGGUCUCCCGGAUCACUGGUGGAGCCUUCAAUGGCUCUGACUGGAAUCCAGAUGGAUCCCAAUGGGUUUACUUCAACACGUCAGACCUCCCAUUCACAACACUCCUUGAAAUGCUACUGACGUCAAAAAGACCGAAAGGUAAUCAGUUACAAAUCACCGAGAUUCGCCGUACCCCGAAGAGUCCGUGGAAUACCGAAACAGUGUUACCUGAGAUCACUCUGGCACUCCCAGGGACCGAUCUGGCGAGUAGUAUCGUCAAGGGGACCAUCGACCUGUAUUACCAGGAUCAUCAGGAAAAUGUCAAUCACUGGGUCAGUCAGGACAACCAAUGGCAUGACGAGAAGGUCCUUAUCCCAGCAAGUGAAGUGGAAAAUAGUACUCCCCUUGCUACGCUGAACAAUGGCAAAAAACAUGUCUUUUACGCGGACAGAAGCAGCCCUCCCAAAAUCAAGGACCGUAUUGAUGGAAAUACAGUUGAUGUUGCACCCUUUUACCCCGGAACACACUUGACUGCUGUAUCUAUCAAUGGCAAAGUGACUCUGUUCUACAAGAGUCUGAACCCCGUUGGUGCCAUUGCCACCAAGAUUUAUGAUGGCAGCUCGUGGAAGGACGGGGGCAUUGUCGUCCCUGCUUGA
Messenger RNA from Aspergillus caelatus, 969 nucleotides. RefSeq lists its product as uncharacterized. The transcript has 3 exons. NCBI's taxonomy places the organism in Eukaryota, Fungi, Ascomycota, Eurotiomycetes, Eurotiales, Aspergillaceae. Bases 1 to 969 code for a protein of 322 amino acids. The record is from RefSeq and is a predicted model, not a curated record.